This is a messenger RNA of Pipistrellus kuhlii (Kuhl's pipistrelle), 3490 nucleotides long. RefSeq names its product calcium voltage-gated channel auxiliary subunit beta 1 (gene CACNB1). The record is from RefSeq and is a predicted model, not a curated record. The transcript is spliced from 13 exons. Bases 519 to 2309 code for a protein of 596 amino acids. NCBI's taxonomy places the organism in Eukaryota, Metazoa, Chordata, Mammalia, Chiroptera, Vespertilionidae. Gene Ontology annotation, cellular component: voltage-gated calcium channel complex. Gene Ontology annotation, molecular function: high voltage-gated calcium channel activity; protein binding. Gene Ontology annotation, biological process: regulation of voltage-gated calcium channel activity; calcium ion transmembrane transport; chemical synaptic transmission.
CUCUCGGACCCGGAGAGGGAGGAGGGUACCAGGCAGAUGGUACCACACAGACGGGAGUGCGGCCCUUCUUUCUGAUGCCUGUUUCCCCAGCACUGGGCCCAGGGAGCCCAGGAAGGCACCCUUCAUCCCAGCAUCGCUUACGUACACACACAGGAAGUCCCUCCUUCAGUCUCUCCUCCAUCCCUCCUGUUGCGGGACCGGGCCAGGAAGAACGAUGCUGGCUCUCAGUGUAAAACCCCCUGGACAGGAAAAGGACGUGGUUCCCUCAGUGUUUGGUCACCCAGGUCGUCAGACCCCAGUUAUCACCCCUCUCAUCCUCUCCCCUCUCCUCUCCCUAGUCCUGACCCCCAGUAGGUGGCAGGGAGUGGGGGGGGGGGCAGUCCUUGCCACAUCUCUGAGCUAAAUAUACCCCAGCAGUUUGCACAUGUAGCAACUCUGCUUGUAACCUGAGCCCCCGGGGGGGACGGGCAGUUUGGGCACCUCCUAGGCCAGCGGGGCCGGGCACUGAGGGCGCUGAUAUGGAGGCACCCAGCCGGACCCUCGUGGUGGGCUCUGCGGAGUCCUAUACCAGCCGCCCAUCGGACUCUGACGUGUCUCUGGAGGAGGACCGGGAAGCCUUAAGGAAGGAGGCAGAGCGCCAGGCAUUAGCCCAGCUUGAGAAAGCCAAGACCAAGCCGGUGGCAUUUGCUGUUCGGACAAAUGUCGGCUACAACCCGUCUCCGGGGGACGAGGUGCCUGUGCAGGGAGUGGCCAUCACCUUCGAGCCCAAGGACUUCCUGCACAUCAAAGAGAAAUACAACAACGACUGGUGGAUCGGGCGGCUGGUGAAGGAGGGCUGUGAGGUGGGCUUCAUCCCCAGCCCCGUCAAACUGGACAGCCUGCGCCUGCUGCAGGAACAGAAGCUGCGCCAGAACCGCCUCAGCUCCAGCAAAUCAGGUGACAACUCCAGCUCCAGUCUGGGAGACGUGGUGACUGGCACCCGCCGCCCCACACCCCCUGCCAGUGGUAACGAAAUGACUAACUUAGCGUUUGAACUAGACCCCCUAGAGUUAGAGGACAUGGAGGCCGAGCUUGGGGAGCCUGGCGGCUCCGCCAAGACUAGUGUUAGCAGCGUCACCACCCCGUCACCCCACGGCAAGCGCAUCUCCUUCUUCAAGAAGACAGAGCACGUGCCCCCCUAUGACGUGGUGCCUUCCAUGAGGCCCAUCAUCCUGGUGGGACCGUCGCUCAAGGGCUAUGAGGUCACAGACAUGAUGCAGAAAGCUUUGUUUGACUUCCUGAAGCAUCGGUUUGAUGGCAGGAUCUCCAUCACUCGGGUGACAGCGGACAUUUCCCUGGCUAAGCGCUCAGUCCUCAACAACCCCAGCAAACACAUCAUCAUUGAGCGCUCCAACACACGCUCCAGCCUGGCUGAGGUUCAGAGCGAGAUCGAGCGAAUCUUCGAGCUGGCCCGGACACUUCAGCUGGUUGCUCUGGACGCCGACACCAUCAACCACCCGGCCCAACUCUCCAAGACCUCACUGGCCCCCAUCAUUGUUUACAUCAAGAUCACCUCUCCUAAGGUACUUCAGAGGCUCAUCAAGUCUCGAGGGAAGUCUCAGUCCAAACACCUCAAUGUGCAAAUAGCGGCCUCGGAGAAGCUGGCGCAGUGUCCGCCUGAAAUGUUUGACAUCAUCCUGGACGAGAACCAAUUGGAGGACGCCUGUGAGCACUUGGCCGAAUACCUGGAAGCCUAUUGGAAGGCCACACACCCGCCCAGCAGCACUCCGCCCAACCCGCUGCUGAACCGCACCAUGGCUUCCGCCGCCCUGGCCGCCAGCCCCGCCCCUGUCUCCAACCUCCAGGGACCCUACCUUGCUUCUGGGGACCAGCCGCUGGACCGGGCCACGGGGGAGCAUGCCAGCGUGCACGAGUACCCGGGGGAGCUGGGCCAGCCCCCAGGCCUGUACCCCGGCGGCCACCCACCAGGCCGGGCGGGCACCGUGCGGGCACUGUCCCGCCAAGACACGUUCGAUGCCGACGCCUCCGGCAACCGAAAUUCUGCCUACACCGAGCUGGGAGACUCGUGCGUGGACAUGGAGACCGACCCCUCCGAGGGGCCCGGGCUGGGAGACCCCGCCGGGGGCAGCACCCCGCCAGCUCGGCAGGGGUCCUGGGAGGACGAGGAGGACGACUACCAGGAGGAGCUGACUGACAACCGGAACCGGGGCCGGAACAAGGCCCGCUCCUGCGCCGAGGGCGGCGGCCCGGCGCUGGGCCGCAACAAGAACGAGCUGGAGGGCUGGGGGCGCGGCGUGUACAUCCGCUGAGCCGGCCGCUCUGGGGGGAAGGACGCUGAGCCCCGGGAGGUGUCUCACCUCCAGGGGCGCUUCUCUUUCAGAUGCCUUUGCUCAGUGUUGGUUUUUUGUUUUGUUUUUGUUGUUUUAAGGUGGUAGCAUCCCAGCUCCUGGGAGUCCCUUCAGCUCCAGCUGUAGGGUUUUAUCUCCCCGCGGUGGCUGGAGGGGGGAUGCCCACCUACCUGUCUGCAGUGUCUCCUCUUCCCCACCUCGGGGGGUCUCUGUCCCCUCACUCUCCCGGAGAAAAGGUGCGCUUCCUUAGCUCUUUCUACUUGGGCCUCUCAGCCGGGAGGCCCCUUUUUCCAACCUGGAGGACUUGGGGAGGGGCAGGGGGCUUUUCCUGGAGAGAGAGAGACCACAGGCUUUUCCGUGAGUGUUCUCUUCCCAAACUCCAGGCCAGGGUCCCUCCUCAUGCCCAGCUUCCCCCUCCUUCCCUCACCCCCAGCUUUCUGGCAGCAUCUGUAAGAGGGAGCUCCCGGCUGGAAGCCCCUUGCGGGGGGUGUCUGGGUAGAAACUGAUGGGCAUCAGGUGUAGUGCCAUCUGCCCACCCAGGACCUAACCCUGAGGAGUGGGCGAUUGGAGACACUCCCCCCCCCCCCCCCGACCGCCCCCACCUCCCAUGCCUCAGCCUUGACCUGCCCCAGGAAUGAGCUUGGCCUACAAUGUCCCUUGCCUGCUGCCACCAGAAGAGGGCCCUCCACACCCCUGUGGGGCCCAUGGAACACUCUGGUCCGCCUCAUGUUGAAACCAAAAACUGCCCCUUCAUCCUCCCCCAAAACCCCUGGAGAGAGGCCCUUGGGGCUGGUGCCCAAGAAGUGAUCACUGCCCCCCGGGACCACGGAUCCCUCUGGGGGGCGUGGCUGCUGCUGCUGCUGCUGCUGCUCUGUGUUUGCCUCUUGUGAUCCUGCUCUUUACCCAUGUCCACUCCACUCCCCCCCCCCAGGAGAGGCCUUCCCAUCCCCCUCCGACCCCAGUGUCCCUCUGCCUGGCAUCCCCUCAGCCCAGCAGCCUGCCCCUCCUGGCAUCCCCUCAGCCCAGCUGGGCCAGAGAGAGCCGAUUGUGCCAACGAGGACUGGGCCCUGCCCGGCUGCCCACCUCAGGGAUGGGCACCUCAUGCCUGUCUCGCCACCUCCUGUGCCAAUGUUGUCCCACCC